Messenger RNA from Loa loa (African eye worm), 1275 nucleotides. RefSeq lists its product as hypothetical. Bases 1 to 1236 code for a protein of 411 amino acids. The record is from RefSeq and is a predicted model, not a curated record. The transcript is spliced from 9 exons. Lineage: Eukaryota; Metazoa; Nematoda; Chromadorea; Rhabditida; Onchocercidae.
AUGUGGUGGAGCGGUGAUGUUCGUGAUUAUUGGCUUGUACUUACAAUUCUCGAAAUGGUCACCAUAUUCAUCAAUGUAUAUUGUGUAUUUGUUGUAUUGUUGUUCUAUCGCUAUAUCGGUGAUCAAAUAACUCAUUACAAUGAAAAAGAAAGAACAUCAUAUCACAGGCCAAGAAUGUACGAUGAAUUCAAGAAAGAUAAUUACCACAAUGUCAACAAUUAUCUUCCUGAACUGGAACAACCUGUAAAAUCAGGUUAUCGGAAAAAUGAAUCAUCACGACGUGAUCCGUAUAACCAUCUACGCGAUUACACUAUGGUACAGCAAUCUGUCCCAACUACUCCGACCCAAAUUCGAAAAACAACUUUUGCAGAUGAUUUAGUUACCACAUGGGUCAAAGAGCAACAAUCUAUAAAAGACUUACCAGAUCAUGCUAACAGUGAACCGAUCAAGCAACAAAAACCAGAAGAUAUUUAUUCAUUGAAGCAUUCCUAUUCCGUACCAUCAGUUAAUGCUAAAACCUCGGGUGCUAGAUGUUGUCAUCGUCAUCGACACAAGCAUUGUCAUCGUCACCACCAACAUCAUCAUCACCACCAUAAACAUCGGUCAGGUUCACGACGACAUGAUCACGGCGAUCAUAGUAAUCAUUGUCGACGAAGAAGUUGUUCACGACAUCGCUAUCAUUUCCCUUCCCUAACAGGCAGUUCUGGAUCGGUGAGCACUGAUUACUCAGAUAAUUCGUAUCUUAUCAGACGUCGAUCUCGAAGCCUUGAAAAUGGUAGUACGGAAACAGAUGAUCUCAAAAUAUCUGAAGGACACAAGUCACGGAGGGCAAGAUUUGAAAAUCAUGAUGAUUUACAGCGAUUUAAAGACUAUCAACGUGAAUCACGGAAGUCGAAACAUAGCCGGUAUACUGAUAAGAAGACUUCCAAUAAUGCUUCACCAACCGUUGCAGUGCAGACAGAUUCCGCAUCAGCACACUGGCCCUUGGAUCCGCACAAAGGAUUAACGCUUCCGCAACAAAUCAUCAUCCCACCGUCACGUGGAAAUAUUGGUCCAGAUGGUUGUCCACAACCACAAACAUAUCAAAUUAACUCUGAAAUAAGGAUUUCAUACGAUCAGAAUGGUAGACCAAUUCCACAUGAAGUUUCCAUUUUGUCCAGGAAAACAGAGAAUACGGAGCAAUCAGUCCCAACAUAUUCACAACCUCGACCUUACUCAGUCACCUCUAUUGUGUGAUGAUUAUUGACGUAUUGCUACUUAUCACUUAUGCAAAUC